Molecule: messenger RNA, 1319 nt
Organism: Folsomia candida
Lineage: Eukaryota; Metazoa; Arthropoda; Collembola; Entomobryomorpha; Isotomidae
Exons: 3
Coding region: 324-794 (156 amino acids)
Source: RefSeq, a predicted model, not a curated record
GUGCUGUCCAUCGCAUUUGCAAAUUGAGCCAUCUUCUUGGCAGAUCUUUAUAAAAAUUGUCUCAUUUCCCGAUUCCCCAUCACAAGGCUUGCAUAGUUCCAGAGAACAUCAUCUGAAUCUCAGUUUCAAUCUAUCUGCACAAGGAAGUAGUAUUUAAUAAUAAUACUCACCCAGAAAGAACCUCAUCAUACUUACUGCUUCUCAUUCUCAGCGUCUCAAGUUACAUCACAAUUUCAACCCAUUAUUCUGAAUUUUAAGCACAUUCAAAACCAGAAGACAAAGUAAAUUACGAGAAAACAAACAACUCCAAACUGAACAAAAUAAUGAGGCAGAUCAGUGUCAUCGUUGGGAUCGUUGUGCUCGGAAUUUUGGCCGUGUCGACAGUGGAGGCCAGAUAUCGGGGGCAAUUGGGUCCCAAUAUCCCCGAACUUUUGCACAAAGUUUACGGCGAGGUUGGCCGUGAUCGAUUUCACAACAUUUGGAAGGAAUUUCGCAACUCUGACCAGCAAGACGAUUUCUUGAUGUCCGACUUAUCUGACGAGGAACUCGCCCAACUUGGGACAGAUUUUGAACGACUUGGAAACAUUUUGGCAAAGGACCCAACUCUUGUCGACCUUUACGCAGACUUUGAACAAAACCUGAACAUUGAUGCCUUCAACGCCAUGGACGAAAAGCUGAACAACAGUCACACUUGGUGGGGACGAAUCAAAUUUUUUCUGUACAGAAAGAUGGAAAAGUUGGCCGAUGAGAUGAAAGGACAACGGCACUCGAACAACAACAUAAACUCGCUUUAACCCUUUCACCAGGGUUUAUAUUUAUAAUUUGGUUUGUAAAAUUCACAAUUUCAAAAAAAUUUGUUACGUUUACAAUUUUCUUUAAAGCAAUUACACAAUAAUUGAUUUUAAUUCGAAAACUGGUAAUUAUUUAUUUGCAGCAGCAUGGUUUUUUGUAAAGACUGGAGAGAUACACUUAGAUUUUGUUGGAGUUUUAGAUUAGUUUUGAGGUUUUUGUUGAUUUGUUCCUGUUACAGCAAGAUGAAAACCCGAAAAACAAAAGUAAUGCAGUAUUCUUCUUUAAUAAUAAGUUUUUAAUAGUUUAAGAUUAUUUUUGUAAAUUGUGUUUUUUUAAAUAUACGUACGUAGUUUGUUAGAAGUUCACACGAGUAAGUUACACGAUUCAUUGAAUUUGUCCAUUACUUUUUAAUGGAAAAACAGUUUUCAUCGUCACAAUUCAUUUAUUAUCAAACAGCAAGUUCAUUGCUUUUCGUUUCACUUUUAAAUUGGUCACUUUAAUAAAUAAAAGAUUUAUUUUAUGCGUUA